AUGUUUCACACGUCUGCCGCAUACUCGGACAUGACGGCAGCUGUGGUUGCAACUGGGAACACUGGCUCGUACCAUCAGUCGGCAGCGGCAGCCGCGGCAGCAGCCGCCAACGCACCCGUGUAUGUGCCCUCGAGUCGCGCCUUGCCCCACUCCCAGUACGGGGCACAUUCGGCCAACUUUUCCACACAAAAUGGCUGGCCGGCGGAUGGAUUUGGCACGACGCACACGCAGCUUCCACCCCAGUUCUAUGCGCAGAACGUGAUGAUGGGUUCCUGGCGCGCCUACGAUCCGACCGGCUUUCAGCGCACCUCACCAUAUGACAGCGCAAUGGAUUUCCAAUUCGGCGAGGGAAGAGAAUGUGUGAAUUGUGGGGCCAUUUCAACACCGCUCUGGCGUCGGGACGGCACCGGCCACUAUCUCUGCAAUGCAUGCGGGCUCUAUCACAAGAUGAACGGUAUGAACCGUCCGUUGAUAAAGCCCAGCAAGAGACUGGUGAGUCAGACUGCCACGCGACGGUUAGGACUGUGCUGCACGAACUGUGGAACGCGUACGACGACCCUGUGGCGGCGCAAUAACGAUGGUGAACCGGUGUGUAACGCCUGCGGGUUAUACUUCAAGCUGCACGGCGUCAACAGACCGCUGGCAAUGCGCAAGGAUGGCAUACAGACGCGUAAGCGCAAGCCGAAGAAAACGGGUGGAUCCGGUUCGACGGACGUGAUGGCGCUAGUGGGUGGCAAAAAGGAUGAUGGAAUUGGUGACGGCUUGCUGCAAACCGAUCGCAAUGGCAACUCGAAGAAUCUUACCGGAAGUCCCAAGUCGCAAAACCUUUCGUCGCCCGCAAUCCGUUCCCUGCAUAUUUCGCCCCAUCACGGACAAUCGUACAAUCUGCCAUCGUCUCUAGGAUCGUCGCAUCACGGCGGUAGUGGAUCGCUGGGAUCCUUAGUAGGCAAGUAUGAUCUAUCGGCCCUUUCGCCACCCGGUUCGCUUGGAGGCGUGCCGGGAAGUAUCUCGAGUGUCGUGUCCUCGUCCGCAUCUCAUCAGCAGCAUGCGGGACUGAACGCAUCGCACAUCUACACGACACCGAGCUCGAACUCGCUGUCGACCCACCACAGUCAUUCGCCCGUCAACGGUUACAAUCAUACGACCGGUGGUUCGACCAUUACUGGCAACGCUGGUAGCAGUGGUGCCGGCGGUUCUAAUGCUUCCGGUUCAUCUAACCUGGGUGGGCAUAGCAACACACCCACCAGCAACACACCGUUCGGGCAGAUCAAAUCGGAAUCGAAUCCAUUGGGUGCGUCCACCACUCCGACAUCGUCCGUUCCGUCCAGCAAUGGGUACGGGGACUACAUGAACAACUGCCUACAGAGUGGCUACUUCGGUGGAGGUUUCGGAUCGUUGCACACCCACCAUAGCCCGCACCACGUGUCACCGGGUGUGGGAGGCUCGGUUAAUGGUGCGUCCUUGUCACAUUCGCAUCAUGCGCACCCACACCAUCAUCACCACCAUCAUCAUCACCAUCCGACUGCAGCGGAUCUAGCUGGGUACCAUCAUCAGCACAACGUUAUUCAGGCGGCAAAGUUGAUGGCAUCUUCAUAA
This is a messenger RNA of Anopheles marshallii, 1596 nucleotides long. Its product is annotated as GATA-binding factor A. The transcript has 5 exons. Bases 1 to 1596 code for a protein of 531 amino acids. Lineage: Eukaryota; Metazoa; Arthropoda; Insecta; Diptera; Culicidae. Gene Ontology annotation, molecular function: RNA polymerase II cis-regulatory region sequence-specific DNA binding; DNA-binding transcription factor activity, RNA polymerase II-specific; zinc ion binding. The record is from RefSeq and is a predicted model, not a curated record. Gene Ontology annotation, biological process: positive regulation of transcription by RNA polymerase II; cell fate commitment; negative regulation of transcription by RNA polymerase II.